This is a messenger RNA of Microcebus murinus (gray mouse lemur), 3688 nucleotides long. The record is from RefSeq and is a predicted model, not a curated record. Lineage: Eukaryota; Metazoa; Chordata; Mammalia; Primates; Cheirogaleidae.
GGCCCGCAGGGCCCGGGGGCGGGGGCCGGCGUGCUCUUCAGCAGCGGUAUGGGGGCAGCAGGAGACCGCCCCCCCACACACACACCAGGGGGAGAGAGCGGCUGCGCCCCCUGCUGCCCGACCCUUCGCGUCCGCGUCGGGUGACCUAGAUUACUGAGACCGAGACUUCACCCCAGGUGUCCAGAGGCGCUUUCCUGUCAUCCCUCCCCUCCACCUCUGUCGCCAUUUCGCUCGCACCUGUCCCUGGGAUCCGGUGCCCAGGGUCACCCUUGCAAAGUAGACAGGUUCCUACGGAAUCUCCACCCGCCUGCUGCCCUCCAAUCCUCCACUCCAGGAAUGGGGCGGAGGGAAGACCCUCACCAGGAAAGACCCUCCUGUAAAGCCCCCCUCCUCCACCAUGUGGCCCUCUGGACUACCCGCCUUCCCUGAUCUCUAGGCCAUCUUCCUUGGUCCCAGCCUGUGCUCCUGGGGCCUUCCAGUCCGCUCCACUUGCUCUCGUCUCCCCUGUCGCUGUUUUCGAGGUGUUCUCUUCCAGCCUCUUUGCUGACUUUCUCCUCCCCGUGACCCCUUUUCUCCCUCCCCCCCCCCCAGCCAGGAAAAAGGCGUGCGUGAUGCUGCUUUCUAUUUAUGGUCCCCCUGGGGAGGGGUGCGCUAUAGGAUUUUUUUGGCAUCUGCUGGGCCCGGAGUCACGAGGUGUCAUGUCUGUGAUUCGGUGUCUGUGCCUCCGCCCGCUCCCCUCACUCAUCUCCUGCGGCUCCGCAUCUCCCUGUCGCCUUUGUCUCCUUUCAGCCUCUGUUCCUGUCCCUUUCGCUCUCAUCUUCGGGCGCUUUGUGUAGCUGCCUUCUUUGUCUCCGCCUCUCCGCGUCCCUACUCCCUUCCCUCCCUCUCCUCACUCUCCUCCCUCCCUGGGUUCCGAGAAGCCUCCGGCCUCAAGGGCGUCAAUAUCUCAGGACCUAUGAACAGCUGGUUCAGAUCGCCUGGAGAUGCAGUGGGAGCCAGGAGCUAACCUGCUCAUCUCUAGGGCCCCUUGUCCUCAGGACCUGCUGCAAGGAGCCUGGGUAAUGAAGCUGGAUGCCGGCAGUGGCGCUGCCAUCGCAGAGGUCCCUAAGCCUGAAACGGAGGCUGCACCAGAUGCAAAGCCGAGCUCCGAGACCCGGCCACAGGCCAAGUCCAGAGGGCUUGAGGCUGAGGCCGAGCCUCUGCGGGCCAACUCAGGGCCUGAGGUCAAGGGUGAGUCCUUAGGAGGCAAGCCCAGGUCAGAACCAGGGCCUGAGGCGGAGGCCGAGCCAUUGGACUUCGUGGUGGCCACAGAACGGGAGUUUGAGGAGGUGUUGGCCAUUUCGGGGGGCAUCUACGGUGGCCUCGACUACCUUCCCAGCCGCUACCACAGCUGGCUGCAGGAUCCCGACCGCACGGUGGUGCUGGCCAAGCGCAACGGAGGAGUGAUCGCACUGGAGUCGGUGAACGUGAUCGACGCUGGGGAGACGGCGCUGGUGGAGGGGCUGCGCGUGGCGCCCUGGGAGCGUGGCAAGGGCGUGGCCGGGCUGCUGCAGCGCUUCUGCUCGCAGCUGGUCAAGCGACAGCACCCGGGGGUCAAGGUGGCACGACUCACCCGAGACGACCAGCUGGGCCCCCGGGAGCUGAAGAAAUACCGCCUAAUCACCAAGCAGGGCCAGCCCUCUCGCUCGCCCUGGGCUCACUCGUGCCCCCCGCAGGGCAUCCUUUUGGUCCGAUUCAACGCGUCCGCGCUACUGGCUGGGCUGGGCGCGCGGCUGGCAGCGCUACGGACCUCCGGUACCUUCUCGCCACUGCCCACCGAGGCUGUGUCCGAGGCAGGCGGCGACGUGGCACGCCUCUUGCUAUCGCCCUCCGUCCAGCGCGACGUGCUUCCGGGUGGGACCAUCAUCCAGGACUGGCAGCCCUACCGGCCAAGCGAGAGCAACCUGCGCCUGCUGGCGUCCAAGGGCCUGGAGUGGCGCGUGGACAGCCGCGCGCGCCCCCGCGUGCUCACGCUGUGCACGCGCCCCUUCCCCAUCCCGCAUGGCGGCGACGGCACUUGGCGCUACCUCAACAUCGACGCCUUUGGCAGCGACGGCGCGCAGGUGCAGAGCCAGCUGCUGUGGCACCUGCAGCGCCAGGCCCCGCGCCUCGCCGGUCUCAACGUCAUGUGCCAGCUCUUCCUGGCGCCCCAGCUGUGGUCACAGCUGGCUGAUUUCUGCCAAGUCGGCCUGGGGCUAGAGCUGGUCAAGGGUUACACUGAACAGUACCUGCUGGAGGCCGACAUCUGAGGCCUCAGGGCGGAGAUAGGCUGCACUUUAGAACCGCCCUCUCGCGCUGAUCCUGAGUCAGCCCCGCCCCUGCCAUUUCAAAGCUCCGCCCCCUUAGAAGUCAGCUCAGAUUCCUACCCACCUUGCCCUUUCUCCUCACCUCUGCCAUCUUGCCUCUCGUGUCCCCAAAUGCCCUGACAUGGAACGCUAGAUUUGGGGGAGCCCCCUGGGCUGCUAUUAUCCACCCUUUCCGCUUUCAAAGAACUGGUCCCUUCGCAGACUUCAGAGUCCUACCCAGUCAUUGCUCCGGCCUGAAAUGAACCCGCCCUUCCUGCCUCCUCGUGGAUGGAAGCGAGCAGAAGGGUGUGCCCCGCCCGAUCUGUGUUUCUUUCCUUUCUCCUGCCCUUUCCAAAGCCCUCAGAGCCGGCCCUGCGUUCUUCUCACUGUCCCCUCAGCCUCAGGUGCCUCUAGAUCAGUGUCCUCUUCCCACUUCUCUCUGUCCCCUAUCCUCCUCCCUGGAGCUCCCUGACUCUUAACUCCUCAGUGCCCAUUUUCCUGUCCCUCGGUCCCCCUUCGCUGUGACCUCCUCAUCGCUGACCUAGUGUGCGAUGUGGAGAGACGCCACGUAAGGGAAAUGUGUUUAUAAUGCUCCCCCAUUCGGCUCCCUGUCUACCUUGGUGAGGCACUUUCCUGAGCCUGCCCCUCUGUCUGGGGUUUCCUCCAACUUUGCUUGCCCUUGCAGUUUCGCCAGGCUCCUCCCCCAGGUCCCCAACUCACCAGGGGGCUGGAGAGUUUGGUGCAGUGGAGGGCGGGUCCCUCAGCCUGGCAUGGGGGCUGUCUCCUGGUUCCAACCAGGCUGCCUUCUAGUGAGACUGGAACGCUACCUCCCAGUAUUUCUGGACACCGCUCCCUUCUUCUGGAUCAUUUAUGCUUCUUGGACUUUGAGAGUCUUCUAUUUAAAUGCAAGUAGUAACAGCUGCAUUUGCACAGCGCUGUCUCCUACACCAGAUCCCCACAUCCAAGGCAGAGGGAGGAAACAGGCUCAGAAAGAUCAAAGUGACUUCUAAGUCACUCACAGUAGCUGGGAAUCUCCCAGGGAGAGAACCCAGAUGGCCCAACCCCAGAGAUUGCCCCAGAACCUCACUCUGUGUGAUGGUGUUAGCUUGAACACUGGACAAGGGACAAUUGACAGGCAAAUGUUGACAGCCAGGGUUUGCUGGGGAUGGAAUCCAAGCUGUGGGCAGGGGAGGGCCCAGGAUGGGGAAGGUGGGCAAAGGGGACAGCUACUGCUUGACUACUUUCCCCAGCUGCAGUUUUUCUGUCGUGCUGCUCUGCUUUGGCUGCCUCCUGCGCCUGGCCAUGCUGCCACCCUUCUCACUGCCACCAAGGCUGUAAGGCAAUAAAAUGAACCUUUUGCCCAC